Colletotrichum higginsianum IMI 349063 is the source of this 1437-nucleotide messenger RNA. RefSeq names its product endo-beta-1. The transcript has 3 exons. The record is from RefSeq and is a predicted model, not a curated record. Gene Ontology annotation, molecular function: hydrolase activity, hydrolyzing O-glycosyl compounds. Lineage: Eukaryota; Fungi; Ascomycota; Sordariomycetes; Glomerellales; Glomerellaceae. The coding region runs from base 1 to 1437 and encodes 478 amino acids.
AUGCGCCGGCUUUUCAGGUUAUCCGCGCUGCUGACGGCGCCUUGGGUUCUCCUCUCCCUCGCCUCCGCCGCAGAGCUCCCCCUCACCCGCCGCGAUCUUCAACCUUUACCGCUCACCGUCCACGACCGGUACAUCGUCGACUCCAAGAACGCGACCGUCGCCAUGGUCGGCGUCAACUGGGCAGGCCACGAGCGCGCCAUGAUCCCGGAGGGCCUGCAGUACCAGUCCGUCGAGCACAUCGUGCGCCGCAUCGCCGAGACGGGCUUCAACUCGGUCCGCCUGACCUUUGCGAGCGAGAUGGUGGACGACAUCGUCGAGCGAGGCGGCGACGUCACGCUGAAGGCGACGCUGCAGAACGCCCUCGGCCCGGAGAACGGCACCGCCGUCAUGGGGCAGAUCAUCAGGAACAACCCGGCCUUUGGCGAGGGCACGAAGCGGCUCGAGGUCUGGGACGCCGUCGCCGCGGAGCUCGCCCGCCAGAAGCUGUACCUCCACCUCGACAACCAUGUGUCCAAGGCCGGAUGGUGCUGUAACCCCUACGACGGGAACGGCUGGUUCGGUGACACCAACUUUAACACGUCCAACUGGGUUCGGAGUUUGUCGUUUAUGGCUGAACACGGCAAAGCCGCCAACUGGCCGUCCUUCUCCAGCAUCGGCCUCCGCAACGAGCUGCGCGACCCCUUCUCCGGCUCCCCGCCCGCGAGCCUCGAGAACACGACGUGGACGACGUGGAAGACGCGCAUGGUCCAGGCCGCCAACGCCGUCCACGCCGCCAACCCGGACCUGCUCAUCUUCUUCAGCGGCCGCAUCUUCGACUUUGACAUCUCGGCCCCCGUCCAGGGCCGCUUCGGCAGCGAGCCCGGCUUCGGCUUCGCCCUCGCCGAGCUGCCCUUCCGCCACAAGUUCGUCUUCGAGCAGCACCAGUACGACCAGGGCCUCGUCGACGACGCCUGCGCCAACUACCGCGACAUCCUGACGGCCUUCGGGUCCAACGCCAUGACCAUCGCCGACGCGGGCUCGAACCGCGCGCCCUUGGUCAUGUCGGAAUGGGGCCACGACCAGGCCGACGAGGGCGGCAUGUUCAAGGACAAGUUCCGCCGGUGCCUCAUGGACUUCAUGGUCGACCAGCAGAUGAGCUGGAUGGUCUGGGUCAUGGGCGGGAGCUAUUACACGCGCGAGGGCGUGCAGGACAGGGACGAGCCUUGGGGCCUGCUCGACCACACCUGGAGUUCGUACCGCGGUAAAGACUCUAUCAAGCAGCUCCAACACGACAUGCAGAGGACGUACGAGGCCUUCCACCAGAACAUGCCGGCAGCGGCCAAGAGCCCGGAAAACCGGCCAAAGAACGCCGCGCCGGGGGUCUCGCAGCACUUGUCAUCGGCUUUGGUACUGAGCACAACCGCUGCCGUGGUCUUGAUGGGGGUGUAUGGAGUGUAA